This is a messenger RNA of Erythranthe guttata (spotted monkey flower), 4464 nucleotides long. NCBI's taxonomy places the organism in Eukaryota, Viridiplantae, Streptophyta, Magnoliopsida, Lamiales, Phrymaceae. The record is from RefSeq and is a predicted model, not a curated record.
GUGUGUAUUAAAAACGUAACGAUUCAUAUAUUCCAAGUACGGAAAAUACCUUAAUAAAAUCACACAAACCUUUUAUAUAUAUAACCUUUUCAUCACCACCAAAAUAAUUCAUUUCCAGCAAAUAUGGGCUUCACUUCAUUUCUAUGUAUCAUUUGCAUACUCAAUUUCAUUCAAUUUCUCAAAGCAGAAAAUCUUGAUGUAUACAUAGUCCAUGUUGAUCCUGCACAAUCCGACAAUCUCGAAACCUCGUACGAUUCAUUCAUGCCGACGACUACGAAUCUAGCAGCCAAUAGUAAUAAUAACCAGCCGAGGAUAUUGCACCGCUACCGGAAUGUGUUUUCGGGUUUCGCCGCGAAACUAUCAAUUGCUGACGUGGAAGCAAUGCGGCAGAUGGAGGGUUUCGUAUCGGCCCGGCCCGAAAAGGUGUUUCCUCUACACACAACGCACACCCCCAACUUCUUGGGGUUGAUCCAAAACUCGGGUUUCUGGAAAGAUUCGAAUUACGGAAAGGGCGUGAUCGUCGGCCUAUUGGACAGCGGAAUCUCGCCGGACCACCCGUCGUUCUCCGACGAAGGCAUGCCGCCGCCGCCUCCCAAAUGGAGAGGCGAAUGCCAGUUCGGUUCCAAGAACGCGUGCAACAACAAGCUCAUCGGCGCGAAGUACUUCACGAACGGAAACGCGACCACCCCGUUCGACGAAGAAGGCCACGGCACGCACACGGCCGCCACCGCUGCCGGAAGUUUCGUCGGCGGUGCGAACAUCUACGGUAACGCAGCCGGCACCGCCGCCGGCAUGGCCCCGCUCGCGCACGUGGCCAUGUACAGAGUUUGCAGCCCGUCCGGCUGCUCUGAGAGUGACAUCAUGGCUGGAAUGGACGCAGCCAUCGAAGAUGGCGUGGACGUAAUUUCGAUCUCCCUUGGAGGAGGUACUCCUACCGCUUUCGAUAAGGACAAUAUCGCCAUCGGCGCUUUCAGGGCAAUGGAGAAGGGAAUUCUAGUCAGCUGUUCCGCGGGAAACAACGGUCCCGCGCUCGUGUCGUUAUCCAAUGAAGCGCCUUGGAUUCUCACCGUAGGCGCUAGCACGAUCGAUCGGAAGAUAAAAGCGACAGCUGUCCUCGGAAACAACGAGGAAUACGACGGCGAAACGGCUUUCCAGCCGAACGAUUUCCCCUCCGCCACAAAGUUAGGCCUCGUUUUUCCCGGUCAAAUUUCAAAUAUGUCUUUGUACUGCGGUGAGGGCGCAUUGGACGAAAACGUCGUUAGAGGGAAGAUUGUUCUUUGCGAAAUAGGCGGAACGGGCACGCGAGUCGACAAAGGAAAAGCCGUAAAGAAUGCCGGUGGUGCUGCCAUGAUUCUAAUGAAUCAAGAAGCGCAAGGCGACACCACGAGAGCCGAAGCCCACGUUCUCCCCGCGAUCCACGUUAAUUACGGAGACGCCCUCAAAAUAAAAGCCUAUGUAAGUUCGAAUCCCAAUCCUAUAGCCACAAUUGUAUUUAAAGGAACUGUUAUAGGCGACGAUCGUGCUCCGGUAGUUGCUGCAUUUUCCUCCCGGGGGCCUAGCUUGUUGAGCCCGGGAAUUUUGAAGCCCGAUAUUAUUGGGCCAGGUGUUAACAUACUUGCCGCUUGGCCCGUUUCUGUCGAGAAUAAAACCGACACGAAGUCCACAUUCAACAUGGUUUCGGGUACGUCAAUGUCGUGCCCGCAUCUCAGUGGUGUUGCAGCAUUGCUGAAAAGCGCGCAUCCUGAUUGGUCGCCAGCUGUCAUAAAGUCCGCCAUUAUGACCACGGCCGAUCAAGUCAACCUCGGCGGAAAUCCAAUCGAGACGGAAGCUCUUAAACCGGCCGACGUGUUUGCUAUCGGUGCGGGCCAUGUUAACCCGUCGCGCGCGAACGAUCCGGGUUUGGUUUACGAUAUUCAGCCGCAUGAGUAUGUUUCGUAUUUGUGCGGAAUGAAUUUCACCGAGAGUCAAGUCGGUGUUAUCGCUCAGCGGAAAGUGGAUUGCUCGAAGGAAUCGAGGAUCGCCGAAUCGCAAUUGAAUUAUCCGUCGUUUUCGAUUGUUCUCGGAUCGACGCCUCAGACUUACACGAGGACGGUUACGAAUGUCGGCGAGUGCGAGUCGUCAUAUAAUGUCGAAAUCGGUUCUCCGGAAGGAGUUACCGUUGUUGUUGAACCGGUUAAACUCGAUUUUACGAAAUUGGGUCAGGCAUUGAGCUAUAAAGUUACGUUUACCCGAUCGGACGGUGGAACGUUGACGACCGAUGAUUACGUUCAGGGAUUUGUGACGUGGCAUUCUGGUAAAUAUUCUGUUAGGAAAAAUCUUGGUGUAUACAUAGUCCAUGUUGAACCGACACAAUCCGACGAUCUCGAAACGUUUUACAAUUCAUUCUUGCCGACGACUUCUAACGUAACCUCAAACAGUGAGGAUCAGCCGAGAAUAUUGUACCGAUACCGCCACGUGUUCUCGGGCUUCGCCGCCAAAUUAUCGGCCGCACAUGUCGAUGAAAUGCGGAAGAAGAAGGGUUUCAUCUCAGCCCGGCCCGAAAGGAUGAUGCAUCUGCACACCACUCAUUCUCCCAAUUUCUUGGGGUUGAACCAAAACACGGGCCUAUGGAAAAACUCGUCGUACGGCAAGGGAAUUAUCAUCGGUUUGGUGGACACCGGAAUCACGCCGGACCACCCCUCUUUGAACGAUCAAGGGGUGCCGCCGCCGCCUGCGAAAUGGAAGGGCAAAUGCGAGUUCACUUCCCCCCGAUGGACCUGCAACAACAAGCUGAUCGGAGCUAGGUACUUUUACCGCAGUCCUCCGUUGUUUGUGACACCACUGAUCGACCAAAUCGGCCACGGCACACACACCUCCGGAAUAGCCGCCGGAAAUUUCGUCGGUGGUGCCGAUUUCUACGGCAACGCCCGCGGCACGGCCUCCGGAACCGCGCCGCUCGCUCACGUGGCGAUAUACCAACCGUGCACGGGCUCCCACUGCGGCAGCAGUGGUAUAGCCGCCGCCAUUGAUGCCGCCAUCGAGGACGGCGUCGACGUGCUCUCGAUGUCCCUCGGCGGUGCAUUGCACUUACAUUUCGCCGAUGAUAUUAUGGCCAUCGGAACUUUCCGGGCCAUGGAGAGGGGAAUUGUCGUCAGUUGUUCCGCCGGAAACGACGGCCCAAAAAACAAGACUCUGUAUAACGAGGCCCCGUGGAUCAUGACUGUUGGGGCCAGCACUACUGACCGGAAGAUAACGGUCAACGCAGUCCUCGGAAACGGGGAGGAAUUAGAGGGCGAAACGGGUACCGGUUUCCCCUCCAUCGAAAAGUUAGACCUCGUUUACCCUCGAUCAAAUGAUACCGGAAUGUCACGUUGUUUUGACGGCCAUUUCAACACCGAUAUUAAAGGAAAGAUAGUUGUGUGCGAAGGUAUGAAGUACUUAGUAACUCGAGUCCAACAAGGAAUAACUGUCAAAGGUGCGGGUGGCGCCGCUAUGAUUCUACUAAACAAUAAAUUUGAUGGGGACACAACUUUCGAAGAGCCACACGUCCUUCCGGCGAUGCAAAUCACUUAUGCCGAUAGCCUUAAGUUAAAAGCAUACCUAAACUCAACUUCGAAUCCCACAGCCACAAUGUCGUUUCAAGGAACUAUUAUCGGUAACAAUCGAGCUCCAGUAGUUGCUACAUUUUCCUCAAGGGGUCCUAGUGUACCGAGCCCUGGAAUUUUGAAGCCCGAUAUUAUCGGUCCUGGAGUUAACAUACUUUCAUCUUGGCCCGCUUCUGUCGACAAUAGUAAAACCGACACAAAGUCUCCGACAUUCAACAUGAUCUCGGGUACAUCAAUGUCGUGCCCGCAUCUCAGUGGUGUUGCAGCAUUGCUCAAAAGCGUGCAUCCUGAUUGGUCGCCAGCCGCCAUCAAGUCCGCAAUUAUGACCACGGCCGAUUCAGUGAACCUCCAAGGCAAUCCAAUAGAGGAUGAACAAUUGCAGCCCGCCAAUGUAUUUGCUAUUGGUUCGGGCCAUGUUAAUCCUUCACGGGCAAAUGAUCCGGGAUUGGUUUACGAUAUCAUGCCUGAUGAUUAUAUCCCUUAUUUGUGUGGCUUGAAUUACACGAACCAAGAAGUCGGCAUUAUUGUUGCACGUAAGGUGGAUUGCUCGAAAGAGAAGACCAUUCCUGAGGCUCAAUUGAACUAUCCAUCAUUUUCGAUAAUAUUUGGAUCAAGUCCUCAAACUUAUACCAGAACAUUGACGAAUGUUGGCAAGGCUAAUUCAUCAUAUGAUGUCGAGAUUGGUUCGCCCGAUGGUGUUAAUGUGAAAGUGGAACCUAAGAAACUCGUGUUUCCGAAGUUGGGCGAUAAAUCGAGCUAUAGUGUGACGUUCACCAGAACAAACAAAGGGGUGAUGAAUAGUAGUACUCAAGGAUUUAUUAGAUGGCAUACAGCCGAAUACUCUGUUAGAAGUCCUAUAGCAGUUGUAUUUCAAAAUUAA